AUGACACACCAGCCCUCAGACAUGACACACCAGCCUUCAGACAUGACACUCCAGCCUUCAGACAUGACACACCAGCCCUCAGACAUGACACACCAGCCUUCAGACAUGACACACCAGCCCUCAGACAUGACACACCAGCCUUCAGACAUGACACACCAGCCCUCAGACAUGACACACCAGCCUUCAGACAUGACACACCAGCCUUCAGACAUGACACACCAGCCUUCAGACAUGACACACCAGCCUUCAGACACACCAGCCUUCAGACAUGACCCACCAGCCCUCAGACAUGACACACCAGCCCUCAGACAUGACACACCAGCCUUCAGACAUGACACACCCUUCCUUCUGUUGACGGAACCCCCUGGUGUGUAUGCUGCCAGUCUCGUGCCACAGUCCUGUCACCGUGCCAGACCUCCAGAGAGUGUGUGUGUGUUUGUGUGUUUGUGUGUGUGUUUGUGUGUGUGUGUGUGCGGACGCACUGCCAGUCUCGUGCCAGACCUCCAGCACAGUGAUUUAUCAGUACUAUUUGUUGCAUGGCAGUUGUUCUAUCUAGCUGCUGCUGGUUAGAGCUACCCAUCACAUUGCUGUGUGAUAACUGUACAUCUCCACAGAGACUGUAGAUAGAGAGUUCUCUAGCUCGACCUCCAGUCCUUCUCAGGGGGUCAGGACUUUAUCUUUGAGGUGGUAAACUUCAAAAGAAGUGUGAUUAGAGACAAUUUGAGAGUCUUUCAUUAUUAACCAUGUUCCUUGUUCAGUGGUGACCUGCAAAUUAACUACAAAUUAUAAAGAAAUCCCCAUGUAAAUGUAAAAUAUUAGCAGUGUGGGAGUAGUUUGCAAUCAUCAUACUGUACCUAUAUGAAAUGUAAUAUUAUGUAUUAUUAAAAAAUAUAUAAACAAUUAACUCAUGUCAAAUUAGCCCACGUCAAAUUAAGUCAUUGAUUUGAAAUUAAUUGAAAGGCUUUAACUGGCCCCAGUGGAGUGACAAACAAGUGGUGUGUAUUGUCCUGGUGUGGACUAAUGUGGCACGCAUGUUCCUUCCUGUCAGGCCUGUGUUCUCUGUUCUAAUGGAGGCUCUGACUGACACACACGCACACACACACACACACACACACACACACACACACACACACACACACACACACAUAAACAAACACUCACAGAGGGUGUGAUGCCCCCAGUAAAAGUGCCACUCCCUCUCCAGAAACCCGGCCAUGCAGCCAUGUCCUGUCCAGCCUGUCUCCAGAGCCCCGGCCAUGCAGCCAUGUCCUGUCCAGCCUGUCUCCAGAGCCCCGGCCAUGCAGCCAUGUCCUGUCCAGCCUGUCUCCAGAGCCUUGGCCAUUCAGCCAUGUCCUGUCCAGCCUGUCUCCAGAGCCUUGGCCAUUCAGCCAUGUCUUGUCCAGCCUGUCUCCAGAGCCCCGGCCAUGCAGCCAUGUCCUGUCCAGCUUGUCUCCAGAGCCCCGGCCAUGCAGCCAUGUCCUGUCCAGCUUGUCUCCAGAGCCCCGGCCAUGCAGCCAUGUCCUGUCCAGCCUGUCUCCAGAGCCUUGGCCAUGCAGCCAUGUCCUGUCCAGCCUGUCUCCAGAGCCUUGGCCAUUCAGCCAUGCCCUGUCCAGCCUGUCUCCAGAGCCCCGGCCAUGCAGCCAUGUCCUGUCCAGCCUGUCUCCAGAGCCCCGGCCAUGCAGCCAUGUCCUGUCCAGCCUGUCUCCAGAGCCUUGGCCAUUCAGCCAUGUCCUGUCCAGCUUGUCUCCAGAGCCCCGGCCAUGCAGCCAUGUCCAGUCCAGCCUGUCUCCAGAGCCUUGGCCAUGCAGCCAUGUCCUGUCCAGCCUGUCUCCAGAGCCCCGGCCAUGCAGCCAUGUCAUGUCCAGCCUGUUAAAAGCUGUCAUGAAUAA
Molecule: messenger RNA, 1889 nt
Organism: Coregonus sp. 'balchen'
Lineage: Eukaryota; Metazoa; Chordata; Actinopteri; Salmoniformes; Salmonidae
Source: the annotation of a GenBank genome assembly